UAUUCGUGUGGGGUGUCACGCCCGAUUCUGUUCACGGGGUUACCGCCGCCUCGCGCCGAGCGGCCUCGACCUGUGGGAUUCGAGAACUCGAUGGAAAUUGGAGGACUGGCGGAGGCGGAGGCGUCACAGGCCGUUGGCGCCGUCAGCGGGAUGGCGACCCGAAUGUCAGGUUUCUGAUCCGCUGGGAGGCAGAGCGAGCGUACCUUGAUGGGGAGGGAAGCGCCGCGGGAGGCUUGGAAGAUGCGACGCCAGGACGUGGUAUAAAUCGGUCACUGACCUCCCCAACUACCGCAGCUGGACCUUUUUGAUUCUCCCAUCCUCGGCAGCAUACACCCCGUCAGGUCACCUCGCAACCAUGAAGUCCUUCACCCUCGCCACCAUGGCCGCUCUGGCCGGCAACGCCGCUGCCCACGCCACCUUCCAGCAACUCUGGGUUGACGGCGUCGACUUCGGCAGCCAGUGCGCCCGUGUCCCCUCUUCCAACUCCCCCGUCACCGACGUGAGCGGCACCGGUGUCCGUUGCAAUGUCGGCACCACCCGCCCUACCGCCAAGUGCCCCGUCCCGGCCGGUUCCACCGUCACCGUCGAGAUGCACCAGCAAAACGGUGACCGCUCCUGCAGCAACGAGGCCAUCGGCGGGGCCCACUACGGUCCCGUGAUGGUCUACAUGUCCAAGGUCGCCGACGCCGUCUCGGCCGACGGCUCGUCGGGCUGGUUCAAGAUCUUCGAGGACGGCUGGGCCAAGAACCCCAGCGGCGGCUCCGGCGACGACGACUUCUGGGGCAACAAGGACCUCAACGAAUGCUGCGGGCGCAUGGACGUCAAGAUCCCCUCGGACAUCGCGGCCGGCGACUACCUCCUCCGCGCCGAGACCAUCGCCCUGCACACGGCGGGCGGCGCCGGCGGUGCGCAGCUGUACAUGUCGUGCUACCAGAUCACCGUCUCGGGCGGCGGCAGCGCCAGCCCGGCGACGGUCUCCUUCCCCGGCGCGUACAAGUCGACCGACCCGGGCAUCCUGGUCAACAUCCACGCGGCCCUGUCCGGCUACACCGUGCCCGGCCCGGCCGUCUACUCGGGCGGCUCCACCAAGGCCGCCGGCAGCCCCUGCACCGGCUGCGAGGCCACCUGCAAGGUCGGCUCCGGCCCCAGCCCCACCCUCACCCAGGGCCAGCCCACCUCCUCGGCCACCCCGGCUCCUGGUGGCGGCGGCGGUGACAACGGCGGCUGCCAGUCCCAGAAGUACCAGCAGUGCGGCGGUACCGGCUACACCGGCUGCACCAACUGCGCUUCUGGCUCGACCUGCAGCGCCGUCUCGGCUCCUCACUACUACCAGUGCCUGUAAAGGGUACGAUAGGGUUUAUAGAAGGAUACCGCAUCUAGUGGUGGGUUGGUUAAACAAGCCUCUUGUCACACAAGCAUUCAUGUAUAUAGUUGAUCAUUGCCGACUGUGAAUACAACAUCCAUCAAUUGGACUCAGC
Messenger RNA from Chaetomium fimeti, 1478 nucleotides. RefSeq names its product glycosyl hydrolase family 61-domain-containing protein. Gene Ontology annotation, molecular function: cellulose binding. The transcript has 3 exons. The record is from RefSeq and is a predicted model, not a curated record. The coding region runs from base 356 to 1342 and encodes 328 amino acids. Gene Ontology annotation, cellular component: extracellular region. NCBI's taxonomy places the organism in Eukaryota, Fungi, Ascomycota, Sordariomycetes, Sordariales, Chaetomiaceae. Gene Ontology annotation, biological process: carbohydrate metabolic process.